CCACUGUGCCAUUCGGACACGCAGUCGAACUUCUCUCGCUCGGCGACGCUCGCGACCAACGAUCGGCCGCGUCUACCCUCCUCUCGAGGGCGAACCGAUCGAACGCGCGUUCGCCAUACCCGUUCCGCGUUUUUAUUCGGCUUCAACCGUACACAAGUGCGAUUCUCUGCGCGAUCAAGGUCUUAAAAAACGGAGUAAACGAAGUUCGCAAAGCCACCCCUGCUAUCGAUUGUUUAUCCUUGACUCAUCCGCGAGUGACACUCGGACCGACAACAAUAGAGUGAGAAGAUCGUGUUGGAUCUUCGCGUUGACCUUGUUUACUCACGAGUGUGACUCUUCUAAUUCCAAUUCAUUCGAAACGAUAGCUAGCUGCGAGAAUUCUAUUCACCGGUACGUGACUCUCUCGUGGCAUUGUUGUUCGCGUCUGUUCGCGUUUUUUCAUAUCUCUGUGAGCGUGACAUUGUCUGUGGCUAGUGACCGUAGUGCGAGCGUAAUUCGAACGGUGUGAUAUACAAGUGUUUCCGAGGGAGAGACUAUCAGGUGAUCAAAAUUGGAGCUGGAUCCGGGAUCCUGGGGAGCUUUGCGCGGAGGACAGCUUCUGCGGUGAACUAGACGGUCAAGAGAAAUUCAUUUGGAGGAAAGGCUAAUGAUAUACUUGGUAUUCGACAGAGCAAGAUUUCUACCAGCCUCGCCCUGCCCGGUCUUCCUUCCUGUCGGGUUGAACUACCACGGCAAGACGCCACACCGCGUACCCCACAUUCACAUGGUGCAGACAGGCAUGGCUGCGCCCUACGGUGGGGGUGUCUUCCCCCCGCCGGUUAACGGCGUAGCGGGCGUCGUUGGGGCGGCCGGCGCGGCCGGUGAGGUGAAACCACCCCCGCCGGUCCCGGUCAAAGAGGACAACAGUGGUGCGCCCCAGCAACCGCCACCCAGCGGUCCCCAGGUGCCACCCCCGGCCGGUGCCCCCCAUCCAACUGCCCCCGGUGCCCCGACCGCGACCAGUUUCAGUCCACCGCCGCCUCCAAACGGGGUCGAUCAACAGGCUAUCUCGGAGGUGUUUCAGGCCGCAGUUGCGGCGGCGGCAGCUGCAGCCGCGGGUGGAAGUGGGCAGCAACCUGCACCAACGCCCGCAGGCAACGAGACCAACCCCGAGGGUGCCGUCGAGGGUAGCACUCUGGUGCCUGUCACCUCGGGCGCGACCACGCCCGCGACUGCGACACAGGGUACAGACCUGAAGGGUCAGCCAAAACGCCUUCACGUUAGCAAUAUACCUUUCCGCUUCCGAGACCCUGAUCUCAGGGCGAUGUUCGGACAAUUCGGGCCAAUCCUCGACGUGGAAAUCAUAUUUAACGAGCGCGGCAGCAAGGGAUUCGGUUUUGUAACUUUCGCGAAUAGUGCUGACGCGGACCGGGCACGUGAGAGGCUACACGGCACCGUGGUUGAGGGCAGAAAGAUUGAGGUGAACAACGCGACAGCGAGGGUGCAGACGAAAAAACCACCGACGGUACCCAACGUGUGCGUGCAGUGGCCAGAGGCCGCGGCGCUUAGAGGAGUCGCUAUCCAACGCGGGAGAGUUGGCGCCGCGAGGGCGGCGUUCCCGACGAGUGCAGCUGCGUUGGCCCUCGCGAGGAACCCGGGACAGCUCGCGGCUGCAGCCGCAGCCACGGCCUUGCAUCCCUUCGCACCUACCGUUUAUUACGACCCGUUCUUAGCAGCACACGCAGCGACGCAGGAUCCCAACUACAGGCUACAGCUGGAAUGGCCUCAAGCAACAGCUGACGCCGCGGCAGCAGCGGCCGCAGCGUCACCGUUGCUGAAGACGCCCCUCUCGACCGCGCAGCAGGCCACCUACGCAGCUGCAGCGACCUACACGGCGGUAGCUGCGCGCGCAUACAGCGCAGCUGCAGCUGCGGCACAACCGGUCGCAGGAUAUGCCGCAGUCGCGGGUUACGGACGUGAGUACGCCGAUCCCUACAUUGGACACGGUAUUGGACCAGUAGCCGGAUACGGGGCGACAGUAUACAGGAGCGGUUACAACAGGUUCACGCCAUAUUAAAGGAUACAAAGCGUAUCUAAGCGCGAGCCUUCCAAAAAGAAAUUAAAAGUACACCGUUAUACUCAGUUGAACAUGACCAGAACGAAAGAAAAUCGACACACAAUCAAUCAUCUCGUCAUCCGCCAUCGAUCACGAUCCAUCCACCCCACACAGCGAUGCCUAGAUUCUUCGAUGCUAAUAAAACUUGGAUACCGAAUGAACGAUCCCCAGAACCAUUGUUCAAACGACUACCGCAAAAAGGAAACCGUUCUCGAACCAAGAAACGAGGCAGAAUCAACUUGGCCGAUUGUUACUAAGGAAGAAUAAUCGGUAGGGAAAGAGAUCAAAGGUCAGAGAAAGAAGCGGUGGUAGAAUAGUUUGAAUCGAAAUUAGAUUCAGGACGUGCUUCAAGUUUGAGAUGGCUCUUCUCGAUUGGGGCUUCGAGCGGACGUAGGACCGUUCGCCGAACCGUCGUCGAACUUUCGAUAAUCGGUCGGGAGAAGAGACAGAAGGACGGUGGACAAGAAAAUUGGCAAAUCGAAUUAACGGGCAAAGAGCGGACAAAGAAUCGAUUGAAAUUGAGUUGGCGACGCGUUAAACAUUCACCGAGUCGGUCGCUUUAAAGCAAAAAGAGAUGAGAUUGACGUUAGGUCUACCACUUUAAUGUUUUAAAUACUCCUACCUCUACAAAAAAAAAAUAGAAAUUAUACAUAUUUGAAGCUUGCCAUUUUUGCAAAAAAUUACAAAAUGUCUCGAAAUGAGUAGUGUCUCAUUAGAAUACUAUUUACAGAAAAGUCGUGAACUCUAAGAUCUCUGUGAGAAGUUUCAAACGAGAGACGUUGGUAGUUUUGACAUUAAAAUUGGGUAACGUUAGGUCAGGCUGAUUCGUUCGAAGCUGUUCAAAAUUCUGUUCCACAGUUAUCGAAAUCCCAAGAUCGGUAUAAAGAAGCAUGGGCAUCGCGUCGUAGAAACAGUCCGUUCGUCUCGGGUUCGAGUUCGGACCCGGCAGCCAUUCCAAACUUGGUUAAUAACUUUCGGAGGGGGGGUGCGUAUCGAAUUUACAGCCGGUGUACGUGUAUAUAUACGUAUGUAUAUACAUAUAUAUAAUAUAAGUAGAUAGAUAUAGAAUAAUUGAUCUUUCUAGAAAUCGAUUGUAAUUAUGCAAUUCGUUGCUCGUGCACGUUUCUAUUAAUAAUCGGGGAAACUUUUAGAACACGCGGAAAACCGAGAAGUUUUAACGUGAGGAUAUUUUAAUUGCGUACAUAUUGAUCCAUGUUAACAAUAAUUCAUUCGUCGGUUUGGAAAUCAACCGGUUUUUUCCCUUUAUCAAUGAAUCAUUCUUUUAUUUUCUUAUUCGAGUUAUCGUAAACGACGCGAGAGACAACAGGAUGAUGCUCGCUUCGUUUAUUGUUUCCACGAUUGUAAAAUAUAAUUUCGUAUCGAAAAUAUGAAUUGCCAUAAAGGCGCACGGUGAACGAGAAUGCAGAGAACUCUCACAAAUGGCUGCCGGAAAGGAACUCUUCCUUUGUGUCGACGAGGUAAACGCGACUUCCGGCGACACACAGCGAUCCGCGAUUUAAGAAGAUGUACGCGGUACCCUGUUUAGGUAGCUAACCGAGAGGGGAAAUAAAGGAGAGAAAUUGAUAGGACAGUUACGCGUGACUGAUAAGGUUCUAUGCCAAAUAUGUGUGUGUGUCUAUGUUGCGCUCGCGUGUGCGUAAAUUCGCGGACGUUAGGGGAUAGAAUACAAACACUUGAGGCGAAGAACGGAAAUGGAUGAACCCGAAUUGGUCAACCACCGAAAGAUUCUGGGUAACAGGAUCUAGUCAAAUCAUUCUACCGGUUCCUAAUCGAGAUUAUGGCAGUGGUAACGCAGCUUUCCUAAAUACUCAAAACUUCGUCGACGCUCCAGUGAAGGUGGCAACGCGAUUUCUUAAAAAUAGAAGUUUUAGGGAGACGGGGCUAGUCGGUCGAAGUUUCUUUCAAGCUCUCUUUUUUAGACGUCUCUUGGAGGAAUUGGAAUAAUUUUAGUUCGUGGUAUAUUAAUCAUUUAGAAUUUUUCCUUAAGUUUUUAAACUCUUCGACAACAGCAUUAUCGAACAACGUGUCUUUUGCAAGUUAGAACGAUGUAAAAUUAUUAUUCUAUGCAGACAGGAAGGUCCAAGGCCAGAAUAUCAAUAGAAUAACGAUUACCCAGUAACAAUGCGCCAUUCCAAUUCCUCGGAUCAUCUAAACAUCGCUUGCGAAUUAAUAAACGAUUUUCGUUUAGCGCUAUGAAUAAGACUCGAAUCAGUUGUUACGAAAUUUGACUCGAGUGAUCGAGAACGCUGAUAUUAAUAGACUGAUUUUCUGAAUUCUCAUUGUAUUGCCGGAAGAACCCGUUUUCAACAUAUCUUUUCAUUUCCAAGUUCCUUCUAUCAUUAAUAGCAUUAGUGAAUCAAUUAAUGAUUAAACUCUCAUCCACCGAAAAGUAUGUUACUGUUUCUUUAUUCUUUAUUUGGAGCAACGAGUUGAUUUAAGUUUGAAGUUCCUCGAUUCUUCAUAGCGUUCUCGAUCACCGAAUCAUAGUUUCAUCUCACGACCCGAGAAGUCGGCCAACGGAAAUUUCUGUUCUUUAUAAAAAAAAAAAAAAACGAUCGUAGAGGUAUAUGAGAGAAAGGAAGGGGUUCACACGCAAACACAGACACACAUAACCAGAGUAUCCCUCGGAGUAAGAGGUAUGACAUGAAUUACGCGAAAGGGAAAUGGUACGCACAUUGAGCCGAGUGAGUGAUAAUCUCUGAUUUUAAGAAUAAAAAAAAGAAAGGAGAAGUUCAAGUGAAGUGAAGAUUUAUCGUAAAAAUAAAUAUAUACAUAUAAAUAUAUACAUAUAAAUAUAGGUAAGUCGUGACUCAACUUGGAGCGUAAAUGAAAGGAAACGCGAGAGUGGCGACGAGUGAAUGAACCUGCGAGUGAAAGGUCGAAAAUAAUAGUAAGGUGAUAAGAAAAGUAACAAAUUGAUCGAUAAACGAAAAGCGAAACGCGGUUGACAACGCGAUGAAAGAACAAAAAUAGCUUGACACAAAGAGUCAUGUGAAAUAGCCAAAUAUGACAAAGAUGUUCUUUUCUUUUUUCUUCUACAUCUUCUAUCUUCUUUUGUUUUUUUUCAACGUAGAUAGAGACGACCCGGCUAGGCGCCGGUCGUCGGUUGCGUUUUAAACUCUAAAUCUAUCGUUAGGAUAGAUGCCCUAGGCUAGAUAUCGUGGGGCGACCGGUUCGUUUACCCGUGAACCGCGUCGACUCCCAUAAGAGCGAGAAGAGAUAACAUCAUGUUCUGAUUUCUCUUGAUUUUGCGUGUGCAAGCGCCAGUACAUGUAAAUAAUUAACGGUUAAGAAUCGACCCUCGCGAUCGAUUUCGUCGAGCACAAAUUGAGUAAUUCACGGGAUUCGCCCGUUUUAGGAGCUAAACUGAACAACUCAGAAGAUACUCAUUUGAUUCUUGUAACGUUUAAAUUAAACGAACGUAGAUUUUAAAGAGGAAACUAUAAUAGAAUGAGAAAGGGAGCAGGAGGAUGCUACCGAUGUACAAGAAUCGGGCGUGAAAGAGAGGAAACUGUUCUCUGUUAGAGGCGAGUCCUUUUCUUCGGCCCCGGGUCCUUCGCAAUCUUCUCCUUGAACGAACACAUUUUUUCUUACACGUGAAACUCAUGAGAUUAACACAGGGGGACUCGGGGACGUGAUAGCAUUGAUAUUAGGAAGGGAUUUUGAUCGUGUUCGUUCACGGAGGAAGGACGGGGACGCAAGGAGAAAAUGAUCUAAAUGCCUGUAUAUUGUACACUGUAAUUACAAUUUAUACUUAUUCGUAAUCGAUACCUUUAUCGGUAGGCUAUUACAAACUAGUGGCUAGCGUAAGUCGAGCUCAAAUUCUAGGCGAUGCCCAUUCGUCUUCGCGUUCUUUCUUCACGUCACGAGUGCACAACUCCCCCCUCGAAAGCCUCCAACUGUUUGAUAUAUUCCCUUUAUUUUCCGAAAUCUUUUUAUCGUUCCCCGAUCGCGUAGAGGCCUAUCGUACACGAAUUCCCGAUGGAUUCACGGCGACAGGCGUCACCGGGCUCUCUUUUACUUCUUUUACACUGUGAUCCCUUUCUCGUUAUUUUUGCGGAAGGCUGUUUCGCGAUAAUCAUAAUUACUUGGGACGCCGCGGAACCGGCGGGACCCGUCCAGGUGUGAUCGCACGAUUAUUCAUCGCAGAAUUUCGUCCUGUAUCUUAGAACAGAGAAUCUUCCCUUGCGACGCGUACAAAUCAAUACAAAUUAUUUUUGUGACAAGAUUCUAAUUAUUACACACAGUCACCUAAAAGAGCCCUUAUGGUUUCAACGAAGAACAGCAAAAUGAAACUCCACUUCAAAAGCGGGAUCGAGUUGGCUCUAAGAUGCAAUUUACCUCCAUUUAUCAAUUAGAAUAAAAUCAGUAUUAAAAAAACGAUAACGGACUAUUUUUAAAAUGAUAAUCAGUUUCGAAGGAAAUUUCAAAAGGAUUGUAUAAAUAGUUUAUACAGAAUUGUUUUACGAUCUAAAAUCUAAGUCUACGCCGUAUUAGGUACACUAUAUUAGCAGAGCCGAGAACUCGUUCAGACACUAGUCUUCUUCGUAUUUCUAGAACUAAUCAAAACGAACCACUAGAUGGAACGCGAUCUUCUCUUUCAGAAUCGUCGAUCAACCUGGACGAAAAUCUCGAGUCUCAUACCUUUUACACGUCGUUUCCGUUAACCAGCCGUGUACGUUCUCGAAGUAAUCGCAUUGUAAAAUAAUCCAAGUACGAUCGAUACGCACCGUAACGUUAUACAUAAAGUAAAAGUAAAUAUAUGAUUCUAAUCUAAUUAAUUAUUAAACGCAGUACACCGUAAACGGGAUUUUUAAAGAAAAAAAAAGUGAAUCUAGAUGACUAUAUGACUUACGUAAAAAUUAAACGACACAUCUAUUGAGCAACAUAUCCUAGCGUACUAGGCGGCGUUCGGUGACCACCUGAUUCCGCCUUGGGAUUCUCGCGGAUCGUCGCGCGCCGAGACGCACACACCCAUUGGGAUAACGUUCUUGAAAAAGAAAGAUAGGACACAUGGGCGUGCGAACGACACCGCGAUGAUCCCGGGCGCGAGAGUGUGGUCGUCUUCUUUUUUCGAAUUAUCGAAAGCGAGGGUAAAGAGUGGACAAGCGAGAAAAAGAAGAGAACAAUUUAACAAGUAAGGGAUGUUCCAUGACAUUAGAACGUUACUACGAUAAUAAGUUUAAUCUUCUUAGAGCGACGAGUGAUGAUGUGUUCGUGUAUUGUAUGCCGAAUGAUGAUAGUGUUUGCGAUGAUAGCGUAUAUCUUUUUUCUUUUCUUCUUGGACCCUUGGUCGAAUCCGGCGCGAUUGUAGCGAGAAGCGUCUCUUUGGAAAAUGCGAGCGCCCUAUUCGCAGGGGAAGGGUCAAAAGAUACAACAACAACAAAGAAAAACAGCUAAAAGAAUUGAGAAUGCAAAAUAGAGGACAUCGUAAGCAGCUAUUAAAUGCCACCUGUUUUUCGCUUCUCUCGCAAAUGUAAGACGGAUUCGCAACGGGAGACGCGCGUGCAAAUCGGUUUCCGGCUGCGAAUCCCCCUCAGAGUAAAAAAAUGAAAUAUAAUAUGCUGAAACAGACGUGAACGAUUUCACGCCGUGAAAACGCAGGAUGUUCGAGCGUUAACUGUGCACAAACAUCCGCAGCAGUAAGAACGUAUUGGACGUAUAAUUCGAGAGUGAACAAGGGAUACGAUCAACUCGAAAAACUUUAGUUGCAAAAAUAACGAUAGGAGUAACACGGGGUGUCGUACGGAAACACCUUUAUCAUUGUCUGAUUUGAUGAUAUUUUGUAAGUCUGGACCAGUUGUUAGGUUCUUAUUACUCCCAUAGCGACUUCUUAUGGCGUAUUUUCUCUGUAUAUUGUCAAUGUUUAUUAUUAAAUAUUUUUCAAAUAAA
Molecule: messenger RNA, 8008 nt
Organism: Ceratina calcarata
Lineage: Eukaryota; Metazoa; Arthropoda; Insecta; Hymenoptera; Apidae
Product: RNA-binding Fox protein 1
Exons: 16
Coding region: 647-2056 (469 amino acids)
Biological process (GO): nervous system development; regulation of alternative mRNA splicing, via spliceosome
Cellular component (GO): cytoplasm; nucleus
Molecular function (GO): mRNA binding
Source: RefSeq, a predicted model, not a curated record